Messenger RNA from Chelonoidis abingdonii (Abingdon island giant tortoise), 7331 nucleotides. RefSeq names its product KLF transcription factor 7 (gene KLF7). The record is from RefSeq and is a predicted model, not a curated record. Gene Ontology annotation, biological process: regulation of transcription by RNA polymerase II. Gene Ontology annotation, molecular function: DNA-binding transcription factor activity, RNA polymerase II-specific; RNA polymerase II cis-regulatory region sequence-specific DNA binding. Lineage: Eukaryota; Metazoa; Chordata; Testudines; Testudinidae.
UUUUAUGAUCAAAAACAAAACCCCACCACAAACAAACAAACAAAACAAAACAAAACGGUUUUGCUCAGCAGCAGCAUGGAUGUGUUGGCUAGUUAUAGUAUAUUCCAGGAACUACAGCUUGUCCACGACACCGGCUACUUCUCAGCUUUGCCAUCCUUGGAGGAAAACUGGCAGCAGACAUGCCUUGAGUUGGAACGUUAUCUUCAGACAGAGCCAAGGAAGAUCUCAGAGAACUUUGGCGAGGAUUUGGACUGUUUCCUUCACACCUCCUCUCCUUCAGGCUCAGAGGACAAUAUCCGACAGCUGGACCCCAUCCUGUUGCCAGUGGAGACGAGUACAUGCGACAAAAGCACCAACAUGGACCUUAUCCUCUCACGGGACAAGCUGCUGUCUGAGACGUGCCUCAGCUUGCAGCCCACCGGCUCUUCCAUAGACGGUUACGCCGCCGUCAACCAGGCCCAACUCAAUGCCGUGACCUCAUUAACGCCCCCUUCCUCUCCUGAGCUCAGCCGCCAUCUGGUAAAAACCCCACAAACUCUCUCCGCAAUGGAUGGCACGGUGACGUUGAAAUUGGUGGCCAAGAAGGCAUCACUUACCUCAGUCAAGGUGGGAGUGGCGGCGGUGGCAGCAGGAGGCACAAUAAAGAGUGGGCAGAAUGACAGCGAGCAAGGAGGGGCAGGGGCCGAGGCAUUCCCGGAAAACAAGAAGAGGGUUCAUCGCUGUCAGUUCAAUGGGUGCCGGAAGGUUUAUACAAAGAGCUCCCACUUAAAGGCUCAUCAGAGGACUCACACAGGUGAGAAGCCUUACAAGUGCUCGUGGGAAGGGUGCGAGUGGCGUUUUGCACGAAGCGACGAGCUCACAAGGCACUACAGGAAACACACAGGGGCAAAACCCUUUAAAUGCAACCAUUGUGACAGGUGUUUUUCCAGGUCUGACCAUCUUGCCCUCCACAUGAAGAGACACAUCUAAGUACCUAAAAUCAGUCAGCAUGGCAUGGAUGUCAGCUGAGCUAAAAAAGACACGGCAUGAAGGGUGGAACUCAGUUAUAACCCGCUGCCUUGAUCACAUGUAAACCUCUGUACACAGACCACACACUCACACUGUCAUGCACCCAACUAUACUUAAAUACAUAUAUCUGUUCUUUAUGCCUUGCCCCAGCGGGAUGGAAGAAGGUGCAGGAGAGGAGAUGGGGUAGAGGUGAAGUCAGUAAGAUAGAACAAUUGCUUACAGUGCUUCAUCACCCUUGGAUUUGUUUCCAGCUAUUGCCAGUAGAAAUCAAGGUAAAUGGAAGAGGCUUCUCUGCAGGUGGACAGCAAGUAGGAGGGGCUUAUUUAACUCGCUUCUCAAUGCAACUCCAUAGGAGAAUAUGUCGUCUUGAAGUUGCAUAUUUGUAGCACUAACUUUUCUUUUUAAAUAGAUGGGGGUGGGGGGAAAUAAUGACCUAGAAAACCAAAUCCCAGUUUGGUAGCCAAAAUUAACCUCUUGGUUCCUUUGUUCUUUGUCUGAGAAUUCCUACUGCUCGACACGUCAAACUUCUCACAGACACUUUGAUCUGUCUUGGUUUUGGUUCUUCCUAGAACUGAGCUAUUAAGAUCCUUUUACGUCAAUACCAAUGGCCUUAAUGGCAGUUGACUGUGGAGUGACACUUGUGACAUAAACAUCAUCUGUUUGGCCUGAGUUUAUGUAGACUUCAUGGAGGACAAUAUUUUUGUUUGGGUAUUUUUGUGUUAACUUUUUUUGGUUAUUGCAUGCCCUAUGCACUGGUAGGGAUUAUGGAAGCUGCUGGCAUGACUGGAAAGCAGCCAAAGGAAGAGUCCCUGAAACACCACAUUAUAUCUCCAUAGGCAUCACCUUAUUGCCAGAGCUAGGACUUCUUGUUUUGUCUAAUGAAAACUUGAAAAGCUCACGUGGAAGCUUAGACAUUUUAUCUUUUCUCCAUGAACAAGUGAUCUUCAGAACUCCUUUUCUUCACCUGCUUAUCUGUCUUGGACUGGCCAAUCAGGCAUGACUACAGAUUUCCUUCAGCGCCAUGUGAGCAUGUUGGCUACAAUCCACAGUGAUUGACAAAUUGUGUUGCGUGUUCUUGUUAUUCUAUUGACCAGUUUAAAACAUUGACUUUUAUUUGUUGAAAGAGCACCUGCAAACAUUUAUUUUCAAAGCCUAACUUGGUUAAGCAUCUUAAAAAAAAAAAAAGCCAAAAAUACUACUCCAGUCCCAGAGUGGGAAGGUGAGACUGCUUCCAAAUAAAGUGGCUUCAUUCAGCAUUAAUCUUUUAAAGUAAAGAUCACAGUCCUCCUUUGCCAUUCAUGAAGGUGAUGGUAUAGCCCACUGAUAUAAAAAAAAAUUGUAAGACUAUUUAAAGGGUGAAUGAAGGGUUGGCUUUUAUGCACAGCACUAAGGAUUUUCCAAGUGAUUGGUCUAAAGUAUUGGUAUCAUGGGUCCUAUUUGACCUUCAGUCUGUACCAUCCAGGAUCAAUGGAAGCCUCAUGCUCACCCUUGAAUCCUGUAGAUAAUUUGACCAUCUUAACUCAAAGUGGACUAAAUUUCUUGUUUAAAAAAAAAAAAAGUAAUAUAUGUAUAAAUACAACUUGCAUUUAUAGCAAGUUGGCACUGGCCCUAACUCCAAAGACUGCCUUUAGGACCAUAUAAAAUGGCCUAUGCAAGCAGGUGGGGUGGUCAUUAGGACAGGUUGUAUAUUUUGUAUAUUCUGGGACCCUCCCUACAAGACAUGUCUAGAAAUGAAACAAAAUGGCAUGUGGUCCACAAAUGGUUGCUGCUCUUUAUACUGUACUAGCCAACUGCCCUCCUUUGACUGUUUUGACUCAUUGACUGUUAAAUAUUUCCCUUUUGGGAUGCAGAACUGAACUCUUAAAAAAAAAAAUCCAUAGCUGUAAAAUGCAAGAGCAGUCACUGGAAUCAUUGGUACUUGCGUUCUCAGCGUUUGCGCAACCUUUGUUCCAGUCAGAGAUUGAAUCUACCUGAAAGAUGUUUAUUUUGCUCACAGUUUUUACAAACACUGACUGACAGUUGGACACUUUGGUGGGGAAUAUGAUAUCUGGCCCAUAUGGUAUGAGAUAUGGACCAAAAUCUAACCAUCUUUUUGGGGGGCAAUGAUGUAACAGUGAAAAAAGUAAGAGAAAAUUGAGUUUUAGUCCAAAGAUUUAAAAAAAAAAACAAAACUAAACUUUACUAUUAAAAAAAAUUACUGGAGCACUGCUUGCUGACAAUCUCGUCGUUCUCUGCUUAUGUAUUUGCAUACUUCUUAUGGCCAUUCCAUCCAGGAGUUCAGCUGGGUUCUGGAGAGCCCUACCACCCACCUUGUGUUUGAAUAUGUGGAGCAUCUUACCAGGAUGUAUCAUGGGAGCUUGAGGAUACUUGAACCUCGGUUGCAUGAAACUAUAGAGCAUCCAUUGAGUGCAUUGGAUAAAAAUAUAGUAAACUCUAGAAGAAAUUCAUUCCCAUAGCAUCCUACAGUACAUGUGCACAUACCCGCCACUACAUUAGUCAUUGGCUAUGAACCUGUAUAAAUAUUCUCUUCAGAACUCUAGGUACUCCUGCCUCUAGAAAUGUUACUAAUAGUCCAGAAGACUUAAUUUUAAAGGCAAUUUAAGUACAAGGCUCUAUUUUAAAAAUGAAAAAAAAUUGAGAGAAAAUAUUUGCUUCCUCUUGUCACUUGAGGUCUUGUUGACAUCUUGUUUAAAAUAUAGUAGAACAAGGGCCCUUUAGAUAAAUAUCAAAAAUUUCUGAAAUAUUUGGAAACUCGUUAGUUCUACAGAUAGGCCUGAAUCAAAAUCCUGGAUCAAAACACUCCAAAACCAUAGGAAAUAGGUUCAGAAUCCAAACCAAGACUUGGAUUUCUCAGUUGGGCCCUGUCAGUAAUGGUCUUCUAACUUUGAAAGAGAAAUGUUGGGUUUCAGGACCAUCACUGAUAUAUUUCAGAGACAUCUGUAAUCUGCGUAUAUUGUGUCUCAGCUCAGUGCACUCUGUCAGUCAUUUUAUGGCAGAAAAAGCUUGUUCUAGUAUCAUAGAGGACAAUGAGUAAAGCAAACAGUUUGUUCAUAGUUAAGAUUUUUCAAAAGCGACAAGGAUUUUGGGUGCCCAACUUGGGACAACUUAAAUGGGUCUGAUUUCCAUGCGUUGGUGCUCAGCACUCUGUAGAAAAACCAGGGCCCUUUUAAGUCGAGAGCUCAAAACCUGAGGCACCCAAGAUCACUAGCCACUUCUGAAGGUCUUAGUCCAUGUUUUUCUGCUACAGCUGCAUUCACUUCAUCCACUGUAACACUAGUAACAUUCAACCUGGGAUACAUGAAAAAUGGGAAAGGGCUAAUCCUCUCUAUAAGGCUGCUUUGGGAACCAAGUUAUCUAGCAGCUUUACAAAAGAGCCUUAAAGGGAGGGCUUUACCUGGUUUCCCUUCAGUUUGAAUUCAUGCCCAUUUGCAGAACAGAAGCCAUAUAAAAUGACCAGACAUGGCUUCCAAGAUCACUGGGGAAAUUGUGUGGUUGGAACAAAUUGAGACACAAGUCCCACAAAAAAACCUGAUGCCUACAAACUGGUGGGAAAAGAGCACAGAGGAGGAACAUGAGUUUCUCUGAAUAGUGAUAUAGCAUUAGUCUGGAGAAGAGCACUUCAUCUAUUAGGAAACUGGGGUGCCUGAAUUAUUCUGGAUUUACACUGGUGUAACCGAGCAGAAUGUACACCCUUAAUGGAGUUCUGCUUCAAAGAGUGAGUUAAAGUUUCAUUAUGAGGCUUUAUUUUUUUCUUUCAAUUAUUCCAUAUCAGAUUUUCUUGGUGUAGGUGUAAAAGCCGGUUAUCUCAUAACUCAGCUUGGGAUCUGACAUGCAAGUUGGGUUUCCUUCUUUCUUUGGGGUCACCUUUUUGAUGUAUAUCCUCAGCACUCCUGUUGUGUCUCACGGUUCCCAUAUCAACCAUGGAGGGCCAUAAUGCCAUAUUCUUAGUCACUUUUCAGGGUAACAAAAACAACCCCCAAAAGUGUUGAUAUAAUAUACAAAAUGCCAGACAAUUCCAGCAAUUCAAGUGAGAGUCUAUCAAAUACUUCAAUCCUUUACUCCAGUGACCAGCAUUCUAUCUGCUGAACUAUAGAAUUACAUCCUCAGUGGUUAGAAAACAAAAAGGUGGAUAUAAUUUGCUAUUAAAUUCCAUGAAUGAAAUCCUAAUCCUCGUGUCAAGACUCUCGUUGACUUCACUGGUGUCCAGAAUUUCAUUUUGUGGCGUUGAUUCUUCGCUCUAUUAGACUGGUGUAGCAGAACAUAGAAUCAGGCCUAGAGGUGUUCUACAGACCUCUAUUAGUUUUCUAAUAGAAAAGUCCUAUAGAAUUUAAUAAGGAGGAGAGAAGUCUUGGGAAAAAAAAAAAAGUUAUGGAAGUCCCAGUAUGACUUUGUCAGCAGACACUACUGUACCAUGCAGCCUACCAUCUAACGUAAUUUACAUCACUGUGCCAUAUGCACAUUAGAAUACUAUCUUUCUUCUCAUUGGCAGCAGGGUUCACUGGAAUCUGAUUUUUUUAUUUUUUAUUUUUUUUAAAAAGGCAAGCACCAUUUUACUUGAUACCCUGAAACCAUUGACCAAAUAUGGGAGAAGAGGGUGAACUGGAAUGUAAAAGUGGGACCCACUCGUUGCUUUCAGGACUCUGUGUUUAAUUUAAACUAAAAGCAACAACUAACCUUUGAUGUCCUACUUAAAACCGAGACAAUGGAUGAAUAUGGUGGCUAGUGUGACUGAAUGCACCUUCUCUGUGACUUGAUCACUAUUUGCGAACUCAGAAGCUCUCUCUCUCUCAUUGUUCCCCAGUUUUGGGCAUUUUUGUUUCUUUAGCAGUUUCCAAUACAAAGAUUGCCUCCCUAUUUAAGCUGCUGGGAUCUUUGCUUCUCUAUGUACCGAAGAGAUCAUAACUGAUGCUUGCCAUAUAAGAAACAAAUCAAGCUUGUUUAAUUGUUUCCUUUUUUCCCCUCCACCUUACAUGUGUCAAGGUAUAAAAAAAAAAAAAAGUGAAGGGAAAAAGUUUGUAAAUAAUUUCGCUUUCACAAGGCCAUCCGCCAGCGGCUCCAGGAUUUUUAAAUCACGCUUUUAUUCAUGCGUCAACACAUCUUGGCAUCCCCAUGCAGUAUGAUUUUGUACGUUUAAGCUUUCAUAUUUGUGGGCAAAACCUCUAACCCAACACUCCCUUAAAAUACAUUUUGUUGGUUCCUGAUAGAUCAUAUAUUUUACAAAGAAUGUGAAAAUAACUAUUCAGCAUUGGCUUGAAAAACAAAAACAUGAAAAUCCUCUUCUUCAUAAGAUUUUACACCCAUUGACUGAAGAGUCUUGCCUUCUCUUACUAGCAUUAUUUCUAGUCCCUUGGAAUGAUGAUUUCACAAUGAAGCUAAUGUGGUUAAUCUUCCAAGUGUUGCAUUAAUAAUAACCUGGACAAAUUCUGCAAUCUUACUCAGCCACAACAUCUCAGUGGCAAGUUUUGCCCAUAAAAGAAUUGCAGGAGUUGGCCCACACACGCUAAGGUCUCUCAUAUGUAGUGAAACUUUUCUCUCUUCUUUGAGAAAGAGGUCAGUUAUAUUAAAAAAUGUCGUGACCGGCUGCCUUCUGUACCACCUCAAAAGUGGAUUUACCUAACUGAAAACAUUCAGAAGCAGAUGUUUUCAAACAGGGUUUUGGGUUUUUUCCCUCCUUAAAGCUUAUCAAUAGCAUUUUUAUGUAAACAUUAGAGUUGGACUGUUCAUAAUUUUCAAAAUGAAAACAUUUCCUUUUAAGUGUUUUGAUUCCAACUUCUGUAUACUGCCAGAAAACAGGUCCUAUCCCCUCUCUCUGGGUGUGUAUGUACAGCACGUACUUACAUGGAAGGAGAAAUUGAGCUACUGACAUUUUCAGUGUGGUAGCCAACUGUGCCUAUUGCCUUUGGUUUGGGGAAGGUGCUUAUUGUUGCCAGUGCAUUUUAGAAAUAGCUUGGGCGUACAUAGGAAGUUUUCAACCAUAUUUGUUGCUGUGUGUUGUGAGCUAGUCGGCUGCAAACUAGGGGGCGGGGGAAAGAAGGGCUCAGACUAUACCCUGAGAGUGAAACAGAAUGGAGAGAGAUGACAUUUUUAGCCUUUAUCUUUGGACUGUAGAGCAAAAUAAAAGUCCCAGAAAGGCCUGUUGGCUAGGGGGCUGAUCCUUAGCUUAUAUUUUAACCCCUCUCUCCUGUAGUUUAGAACACAAGCCCUACAGGCUUUGAGAGUAGCUUGAAACACUGAUUUAAACACUACUUUGUUACCAGGGCCUUGUCUCUACCAGACAAGUUGCACUAGUUUUAUUAAAUCAGGCUAGUUAAACUAAUAAAAAA